Molecule: messenger RNA, 2951 nt
Organism: Eublepharis macularius
Lineage: Eukaryota; Metazoa; Chordata; Lepidosauria; Squamata; Eublepharidae
Gene: OTUD7A
Product: OTU deubiquitinase 7A
Exons: 13
Coding region: 86-2836 (916 amino acids)
Biological process (GO): protein K63-linked deubiquitination; protein K11-linked deubiquitination; protein K48-linked deubiquitination
Cellular component (GO): cytoplasm; nucleus
Molecular function (GO): K63-linked polyubiquitin modification-dependent protein binding; zinc ion binding; cysteine-type deubiquitinase activity
Source: RefSeq, a predicted model, not a curated record
CUGUUGUCUUCUGCGAAAACUAGUGGCAUAAAGUCCACUUGACACAUGCUGCAAGGAACUGUUACUUAAAGUCUACUGAAAAUGGAUGUCUUGUAGCCUGCUGUUAAAUCCUGCCGCUGCUGCACCUCUGGCAGCACUUCUAGAUGAUCACAUGACUCUUGAUAUGGAUGCGGUCCUGUCAGACUUUGUUCGGUCCACAGGGGCAGAACCGGGUCUGGCAAGGGACUUGCUGGAAGGCAAAAACUGGGAUUUAUCUGCUGCUCUGAGUGACUAUGAACAACUGAGACAGGUUCAUACGGCGAACCUUCCCCAAGUGUUCAAUGAAGGGAAGUACCCCAAGCAGCAGCUGCAGGAAAGAGAGCCUCCUCAGCCAGUGAACAAGCAUGAACGGCCGUCUCUUCAAAGACAGGAUGAUCUUGCUCAAGAAAAAAGGCUUUCUAGAGGAAUUUCCCAUGCCAGCUCAGCAAUAGUCUCCCUUGCCCGUUCCCAUGUGGCCAGCGAAUGCAACAGUGAACACUUCCCCUUGGAGAUGCCUGUCUACACAUUCCAGCUCCCUGAUCUCAGCGUCUACAGCGAGGACUUCAGGAGCUUCAUUGAGCGAGAUUUGAUCGAGCAAGCAACCAUGGUGGCUUUGGAACAAGCAGGUCGUCUUAACUGGUGGUCCACGGUGUGUACAAGUUGUAAACGGCUUCUUCCACUGGCAACCACGGGGGAUGGAAACUGCCUCUUACAUGCUGCUUCUCUAGGGAUGUGGGGCUUCCAUGACAGGGACCUCGUGUUGCGGAAAGCCCUCUAUACCAUGAUGAGGAGCGGCGCUGAAAGGGAAGCCCUCAAGCGGCGGUGGAGGUGGCAGCAGACGCAGCAGAAUAAGGAGUCCGGGCUCGUUUAUACAGAAGAAGAGUGGGAGCGGGAAUGGCAUGAACUUCUCAAGCUGGCUUCGAGCGAACCACGCACUCACUUCAGCAAAAAUGGAGGCACUGGUGGAGGAGUUGACAAUUCAGAAGAUCCGGUGUACGAGAGCCUAGAGGAGUUCCAUGUUUUUGUCCUAGCUCAUAUAUUAAGACGGCCUAUUGUCGUGGUUGCGGAUACAAUGCUCCGAGACUCAGGAGGGGAAGCAUUUGCACCGAUUCCGUUUGGUGGAAUUUACUUGCCUCUGGAAGUUCCACCGAACCGAUGUCACUGCUCUCCCCUAGUCCUUGCCUAUGAUCAAGCGCAUUUCUCUGCUCUUGUGUCAAUGGAGCAAAAAGAUCAACAGAGGGAACAAGCGGUGAUCCCUUUGACCGACUCUGAACACAAGUUACUGCCUUUGCACUUUGCGGUUGAUCCAGGGAAAGACUGGGAGUGGGGGAAGGAUGACAAUGAUAACCUCAAGCUGGCCAAUUUGAUUCUCUCUCUGGAGGCAAAGCUUAACCUUCUGCACAGUUACAUGAAUGUCACCUGGAUACGCAUACCAUCGGAAACACGGGCUCCUCUGGCUCAGCCAGAAUCUCCCACCGCAUCAGCCGGAGAAGACGUUCAGUCUCUGGCUGACUCCAUGGAUUCGGACAGGGAUUCCCUCUGUAGUAAUUCUAAUGGCAAUAAUGGCAAAAACGGGAAAGAGAAAGAAAAACAAAGAAAGGACAAAGACAAAAAUCGGGCGGAUUCCGUGGCUAAUAAACUCGGGAGCCUCAGCAAAACCCUUGGCAUCAAGCUAAAGAAGAAUAUGGGUGGGUUCGGGGGGCUAGUGCACGGCAAAAUGAGCAGAGCAAAUUCGGGAAACGGGAAAAAUGGGGAGAUAGUUGAAAAAGUUAAAGAGAAAAAGUCCAAGUCACGAAAAGGAAGCAAAGAGGAAUCUGGUCAAUCGGCAAGCACUUCCCCUUCUGAAAAGACAACGCCCUCUCCCACUGAGAAGUCAGACCCAUGGAAAUAUAGCACUGAUGUAAAGCUGAGCCUCAACAUUUUGAGAGCCGCCAUGCAAGGGGAACGCAAGUUCAUUUUCGCCGGUCUCCUCCUGACCAGCCACAGACAUCAGUUCCACGAGGAGAUGAUCGGUUAUUACUUGACCAGUGCUCAAGAGCGCUUCAGCGCGGAACAGGAGCAGAAGAGGAAGGAGGCAGAGAGGAAGGCUGCUCUCAACGGGACGUCUUGCAGGAAGCUGGAGCAGGAAGUGUACUCGAAAGAGAAGCUGGAUUCGUCUCCUCAGGGAAGGGCAUCACCCGUCUUGCCUCAAAGCCAUACAACUCAACUGGUUUUAAAGUUUAAAGACCGCACUAGCCCCACACCAGUGUCAUUUUCUUCACCUAGCAAUGGUGCCAAGAAAAGUGGACCCAUCCCAGUAUCUGCCCACUAUAGCCAUACGCCUCCCGUUCAAAGGCAAAGCGUCAUCCAUUUGCAUGAUGUCAGCUCCAAGCCAUCAAGCUUCCAAGAUGAUACUUACAAGCCGGUAGUCGGCACUUUAAAAACAUGCGCCACGUAUCCCCAACAGAACCGAUCGUUGUCUUCACAGAGCUACAGCCCGGCCCGGAUAGCUGGUAUCCGUACAGUCAAUACGGUAGAAUCCCUGGCCUAUGCCAUGCCUACGGACCACAAGUCGCAGACAUAUACAAAUGGGUUUAAUACCAAUGACAUUAGAGACUGCUUAGAAUAUGCUGAUGAGGAGGCGCCUCAGACCUGGUUGAACAAUGACAAAAACCGAGGCAGAAGCACAGUUUGCCCGAUAUAUUCGAUCCAGCAGAACCGCUGCAGGAAGGAGAACUGCUCCUUUUACGGUCGCCCUGAGACUGAAAACUAUUGUUCCUACUGCUAUAAGGAGGAGCUAAAGCGCAGGGAGCGGGAAAACAAAGGCCAUCGGCAUUGAAGUUGGUGGAGCGCUUCCCACGAAUAUUUAUUUCCUCCAUUUUCUUACUUACCAAGUGUAUGGCAAUGGAUUAUAGGAGGAAGGAAAACGGGAUCUAUGGGGAGAAAGGUCUAGC